CCCACUCCAUCGCACUUCUUCACAGCUUGCUCACGCGCCCGCCCGGCAAAAAUGGCUUCCUCUCCCCCGACGCAUUCGAAUGGAGAGAAUAUAUCGGAAAUAGAAAUAGCACGAGUCAAUCAUCCUCCGCCCACAACACAAGUAGCUAUGAACGGUGUUCAGAAUGGAGUACAUACGAAUCCUAACAAUGGCAGGCUCGCUGAAGAUAAGCAGCAAGCUUACCGUUCCUGGUUACUCCUCCUGACGUCACUGACUGCCACGGUCACCUUCACCGUGGGGCUUACCCCACCUGGUGGUUUCUGGGCUGCAGACGACAAGACAAACGGAUAUGUCGCUGGCAUCUCGGUUAUGCGCGACAAAUUUCCCACGAGGUACUUGGCCUUUUACUACAGCAACACGACCGCUUUCUUCACGUCCUUGAUGAUCAUUGCAAUGCUCGCCAAAAACCAAAAUAGCGAAAACACAAAUAGCGAGCAGCCUGAUGCCAUGAAAAAGCAUGUUUUAAACGGCCUUGUAGUUCUUUGCUUUUUGAGCUUGGGGACCAGUUAUGUCGCCGGCACGUGGGACAGCCCUAGUCGAGUGAUUUACGUUGUUGCUGUGUUUGUAGUCAACAUUUCGUACAUGUUGCUGCCUUGGUUUGUUAGUUUGAUCCGAAGAUGCAUUCGAUCCAGAAAGCCUUAAUGGUUGGUUUAUUGCUACAAAGAAACAUUGCGGUAAGGGAGAAGAUUUUACCGAAGAAACAACAAGAAAAUUCCUUACAUCAGCUCGUCUACCUACAACGUAUGUCUUCAUAGAAGAAAUAUUUGGUAUUGUUGGGGCCCAUCUUUGAUUUAUAAACGCGCGAGAACAUUGGUUUUUUUACCCAAGAGAUUAGUAAUUUGUAUUUUUACAGAAGAAUAUGCCAUGUAUUUGGGUCGAUGAGCCCUCUUGUUUUCUUCUGAAAAAUCCUAUGGAUGAUGUA
Triticum dicoccoides is the source of this 961-nucleotide messenger RNA. RefSeq lists its product as uncharacterized. The coding region runs from base 52 to 681 and encodes 209 amino acids. Gene Ontology annotation, cellular component: membrane. The record is from RefSeq and is a predicted model, not a curated record. Lineage: Eukaryota; Viridiplantae; Streptophyta; Magnoliopsida; Poales; Poaceae. The transcript is spliced from 2 exons.